GGUAAAAUGAGCGAUGCUGACCACAAAAAAGAUCGUAGCAAUGCAAUGGAGGAAAAUGCACAAAAAAUAUCGGACAUUGGCAAAACAAAAGUUGAAAAUGAGCGAAAACGGGCAUCAGAAAGAUAUAACCCGUGCGCAAAGUUUGACCUUGCUCGGUGCUCAAGAAGUCUGUGCGGUUGCUCAACAAGCGAAUACAUCAAAUACGUAGAUCUGUCAAGAGAUGAACAGUACUGGCUGGCGAUGCAUUGCAUACGAACACUCCUGCAGAUGAAGAGCAAAAAGAAGAAUGCGCUGUUUAUGAUCAUUGAAAAGAUAGAGAAGAUGUUUUUGGACGAGGAUUUGAAUUACAUACCGCGAGAAACGGUGGACUCGCGUAUUUUUGAGCUUUUGGAUCAUUUCGAGGUGUGUGGAACAUCGUGCAUCGGUUUUUUGAGGCUGCCUGGCAAAACGGAUGUGUACCAUAAAAUGCUGGAGCAGAUGAAGGGACCAACAAAAAUAGACUUUGGCAGAUACGAAAUGCGUGACAACUGCUCUUUGUUCAAGCUAUAUAUGCGCAAGGAGCUCAAGGGCAUAAUAUACCCCUGCUUGGCACCUACCCUGUACUAUUUGCAUGACAGAAACAGAAGGGAUGAGCUGUGUAAGAUAAAAAAAUAUCUGCCAUUCGUUUUCGUGGGUCUCAGGAGAAGGCUGCUUUUGAGAAUUCUGCACUUGUACAGAAAAAUUAGUGAAAAUGAAGAAGUUACCAAAAUGAACAUAAGGAGCUUGGUGGUGUGCUCAACACCAUCAUUUUUUCCAGCAUAUGAUACGAACAUGUCCUUGCCAGCCAAGCAGGUAAAAAUAUUUGAAAGUCUUUUUGAUAUGCAGUUCAAGUACGUGAGCAGGGAUUUGUUGGAUGAGAGCUGGAAGCUGAAAACGAUUUCGACAGGAACAGAUGAGGACGAAAUUGAUCACGGAUACGACUUUGUUAAUCCGGAUGAGUUCAGAUGGUAUUAGUAAAACAAGAUGAGCAUGAUAUAAUAGUAAUUUAUACGAUAUGGUUUGCGCUACAGAGUCAUGGAGGAAAUGAAACGUGUUCAGUAAUCAAUAAGCAUCUUAAUAGGGAAAUAAAAGUUUG
Vavraia culicis subsp. floridensis is the source of this 1114-nucleotide messenger RNA. RefSeq lists its product as uncharacterized. The coding region runs from base 7 to 993 and encodes 328 amino acids. The transcript has a single exon. Lineage: Eukaryota; Fungi; Microsporidia; Pleistophoridae. Gene Ontology annotation, biological process: signal transduction. The record is from RefSeq and is a predicted model, not a curated record.